Molecule: messenger RNA, 2105 nt
Organism: Odobenus rosmarus divergens (Pacific walrus)
Lineage: Eukaryota; Metazoa; Chordata; Mammalia; Carnivora; Odobenidae
Gene: DHX33
Product: DEAH (Asp-Glu-Ala-His) box polypeptide 33
Exons: 12
Coding region: 3-2096 (697 amino acids)
Biological process (GO): positive regulation of transcription by RNA polymerase I
Cellular component (GO): intracellular anatomical structure; nucleolus
Molecular function (GO): RNA binding; ATP binding
Source: RefSeq, a predicted model, not a curated record
ACAUGCCCGAGGAGGCGGGCUUCCCGCCGCCCAAGAGGUUCCGGCCGGGCUGCGGGCCUCCCGGGGGGCGCGUGGUGAUGCUGCUGACCGCGGGCGGCGGCGGCGGCGGCGGAGGCCGGAGGCAGCAGUCGGCCCUGGCGCAGCCCGCGGCCAGCCCCUACCCUGAGGCGGUGGAGCGGCAGCGCCGGAGCCUGCCCAUCUUCUCGGCGCGGGGGCAGCUGCUGGCCCAGCUCCGGAACCUGGACAGCGCCGUCCUCAUCGGGGAAACGGGCUCUGGGAAGACGACGCAGCUCCCGCAGUACCUCUACGAAGGGGGGGUCGGCCGCCAGGGUAUCAUUGCGGUGACCCAGCCUCGCCGAGUGGCUGCCAUCUCUCUGGCCACGAGAGUCUCCGAUGAGAAGAGAACUGAGCUCGGGAAGCUGGUGGGCUACACAGUGCGCUUCGACGACGUGACCUCAGAGGCCACCAGGAUCAAGUUCCUGACGGACGGCAUGCUUCUACGAGAAGCGAUUUCCGACUCUCUGCUGCGCAAGUACAGCUGUGUCGUGUUGGAUGAAGCCCACGAGCGGACUGUGCACACCGAUGUGCUCUUCGGGGUGGUGAAGGCCGCCCAGAAGAGGAGAAAGGAACUGGGGAAGCUGCCUCUCAAAGUGAUCGUCAUGUCCGCGACCAUGGACGUGGAUCUGUUCUCGCAGUAUUUCAACGGAGCGCCCGUCCUCUACCUGGAGGGUCGGCAGCACCCCAUCCAGGUGUUCUACACCAAACAGCCGCAGCAGGAUUACCUGCACGCCGCGCUCGUCUCCGUCUUCCAGAUCCACCAGGAGGCCCCUCCUUCUCAGGACAUCCUGGUGUUCCUCACCGGGCAGGAGGAGAUCGAAGCCAUGAGCAAGACCUGCCGAGACAUCGCGAAGCACCUCCCAGACAGCUGCCCCUCCAUGCUGGUCCUUCCUCUCUACGCCUCCCUGCCCUACGCCCAGCAGCUCCGCGUCUUCCAGGGGGCCCCAAAGGGCUGUCGCAAAGUGAUCGUUUCAACCAACAUCGCUGAGACCUCCAUAACCAUCACGGGAAUAAAAUAUGUGGUCGACACGGGCAUGGUUAAAGCAAAGAAGUAUAAUCCUGGCAGCGGCCUGGAGGUGCUUGCCGUGCAGCGCGUGUCCAAGACCCAGGCGUGGCAGCGCUCGGGCCGGGCCGGCAGGGAGGGCAGCGGUGUCUGUUACCGGCUCUACACGGAGGACGAGUUCGAGAAGUUUGAGAAGAUGACCGUGCCCGAGAUCCAGAGGUGUAACCUGGCAAGUGUGCUGCUGCAGCUCCUUGCAAUGAAAAUCCCCGACGUGCUCACCUUUGAUUUCAUGUCCAAGCCCUCUCCAGACCACAUUCAGGCGGCUGUCGCCCAGCUGGACCUGCUAGGUGCUCUUGAACAGAAGGACAACCAGCUUACCUUGACUCCGCUGGGAAGAAAGAUGGCAGCUUUCCCUUUAGAGCCCAGAUUUGCCAAAACCAUACUCCUGUCCCCCAAGUUCCACUGCACCGAGGAGAUCCUGACCAUCGUUUCUCUGCUGUCGGUGGACAGCGUUCUGUACAGCCCUCCGGCCCGGCGCGACGAGGUGCAGGCCGUCCGCAAGAAGUUCGUGUCCGGGGAGGGGGACCACAUCACGCUGCUCAACAUCUACCGGACCUUCAAGAACCUGGGCGGCAGUAAGGACUGGUGCAGAGAGAACUUUGUCAACAGCAAGAACAUGAUGCUGGUGGCCGAAGUCCGAGCGCAGCUGAGGGAUAUCUGCCUGAAGAUGUCCAUGCCGAUGGUGUCCUCCCGCGGGGACGUGGAGAGUGUCCGUCGCUGCCUGGCGCACAGCCUGUUCAUGAGCGCGGCCGAGCUGCAGCCGGACGGCACGUACGUGACCACGGACACCCGCCAGCCGGUGGCCAUCCACCCCUCGUCCGUGCUUUUCCACUGCCGGCCGGCCUGCGUCGUCUACACAGAGCUACUGCACACCGGCAGGUGCUACAUGCGGGACCUGUGCGUCGUGGACGCCGACUGGCUGUACGAGGCCGCCCCCGACUACUUCCGGAGGAAGCUGCGGGUGGCCCGUGACUGAGCCCCCCGA